AUGGACCAUAACCAGAAAGAGGUCAAAUCAGCUGAGCAAUUGGAGGAGGCGAAGCUAAUGGCCAAAAAGUAUCCAAAGGGCUUACCCAAACCUGAAUCCAUAUUUCUGCAGAAGCGCAUGAAGAAGGGUCAAAAAUAUUUCGAUUCGGGUGAUUACCAGAUGGCCAAACAGAAUCCAGCCAAGCCGAUGCAGGUGGAUAAAGAGAUUACCGGAAGUCUUAUUCCAACGCCCGAAUCUGUGUCAAAGCUCAAAUGUUCCUUGACCAAAACUUCGAAUUUGGCUAAGAAAUAGACGUAUACACAUACAUAUGCGCAUAUGCCAGUUAUUUUGCAUAUGUACGUAUACGUAUAUAGAUAACGUUGUGGUGCCAUUAUCAAUUUAAUAUA
Drosophila navojoa is the source of this 386-nucleotide messenger RNA. Its product is annotated as alpha-endosulfine. The record is from RefSeq and is a predicted model, not a curated record. Gene Ontology annotation, molecular function: protein phosphatase inhibitor activity. Gene Ontology annotation, cellular component: cytoplasm. NCBI's taxonomy places the organism in Eukaryota, Metazoa, Arthropoda, Insecta, Diptera, Drosophilidae.